Molecule: messenger RNA, 1540 nt
Organism: Aspergillus steynii IBT 23096
Lineage: Eukaryota; Fungi; Ascomycota; Eurotiomycetes; Eurotiales; Aspergillaceae
Product: FluC/FEX family fluoride channel
Exons: 1
Coding region: 240-1454 (404 amino acids)
Biological process (GO): fluoride transmembrane transport
Cellular component (GO): membrane
Molecular function (GO): fluoride transmembrane transporter activity
Source: RefSeq, a predicted model, not a curated record
AUCGGUCUGCAGUCUGCAUCGUCCAUCCAAUGCUCCCUUCCGUAUACAUCGCUGAGUCUCAGCCCAGCCCACUCCAAUCUCCAUGGAUCGAUCUCCACCGACCCACUUGCCAUCCACUAGUAACACCGACUGCUAGACUGCUAAGUGCGAAACCUCCGUCAUCGCCCUUUUUUCUUUUUCUUUUUUCUCAUUUUUUAUGGCGUCCUCACCUGUUUGCUCCCCGAAACUGCUGAUGCGCCAUGUCCAAUGCCAACGCCGUCCUUGACACCGGCGCACCACCUCCCAUCCAGGAUGCUGCGCAGCGUCAGGUCGACUCUCUUCCUCCCACCAACGACAAGCCUUCCGGCGCCCAGCCCCCGGCCAAACAUGCCACGCAACUCUACACCCUCUCCUACCUCGUUUUCUUCGCUAUCUUCGGCACCUUGGCACGUCUUGGCCUGCAGGCCCUCACCGUCUAUCCCGGCGCCCCCGUCGUAACCGGUGUUCUCUGGGCCAACGUGGGUGGGUCUUUACUGAUGGGCUUCUUCUUGGAAGACAAGAACCUCUUUCGUGAAGAAUGGGGCACCGACGACAUCUCCGCCAACCACCCUGGUGACGCGACUGAGCAGGCCAAACGGCACAAAUCCGUCAAAAAGACCAUCCCCCUGUACAUCGGCCUCACCACCGGAUUCUGCGGGAGCUUCACCUCCUUCUCCUCAUUCAUCCGCGACAUCUUCCUUGCGCUCUCCAACGACCUCGCCGACCCGUCCGCUCCCUCCAUCGCCUCGCGCAAUGGCGGGUACAGCUUCAUGGCCCUUGUCGCCGUCAUCCUGGUGACCGUCGCCCUCAGUCUAGGCGCGCUCGUGUGCGGCGCGCAUCUGGCCCUGGCCCUGGACCCCGUCGUCCCUGCGUUCCCUUUCCGCCUCACCCGCCGACUGUUGGAUCCCCUGUUCGUCUGCCUCGGCUGGGGAUGUUGGUUGGGCGCCGUCUUCAUGGCCAUCUGGCCCCCGGAUCGCCACGCUGCCUCGCCGGAAACCUGGCGCGGACAGGCCAUUUUCGCCGUCGUCUUUGCGCCCCUAGGCUGUCUGGUACGCUACUACGUCUCCUUGCUGUUGAACACCCGUAUCCCCACCUUUCCCCUCGGCACCUUUGCCGUCAACAUCGGCGGCACCAUCAUUCUGGCCAUGUGCUUUAACUUGCAGCGCGUCGACGGCCUAGGCACCGCGCUCUCGUCCAGCGCCGCCUCCUCGUCCAUCCUCACGAGCUGUCAGGUGCUGCAGGGCGUCAUGGAUGGGUUCUGUGGCUCCGCCACCACGAUCAGCACCUGGGUGGCGGAACUGAAUGGACUGAGUCGUCGCCGCCACGCCUAUGUGUACGGGAUCAGUAGCAUUGGCGUCGCCCUCGGGUUCUUCGUCAUCAUUGUAGGGUCUUUGCGAUGGACUUUGGGCUUUGUAGAGCCUGUAUGUGCGUCAUGACCAAUUCCUUUGACCGGGCCAAGACCAUAUGGACAAGAUUCUAUACAAUAUAAUAUACUUAAUAUACCUAAUGUUGGCUGUAAGAA